Rana temporaria (common frog) is the source of this 2409-nucleotide messenger RNA. It is a transcript of the gene TIAL1, whose product is annotated as TIA1 cytotoxic granule associated RNA binding protein like 1. Gene Ontology annotation, cellular component: cytosol. The transcript has 12 exons. Bases 125 to 1300 code for a protein of 391 amino acids. NCBI's taxonomy places the organism in Eukaryota, Metazoa, Chordata, Amphibia, Anura, Ranidae. Gene Ontology annotation, molecular function: mRNA binding; DNA binding. The record is from RefSeq and is a predicted model, not a curated record.
CUGCGCAGUGGGCGGCCUCUCUCUGACUGGUCACCACCGCGGCCGCCAUUUUCCACCGGGCCGGACGGAGCUUCCCUGUAUUUCCUGCACCGGGAGCCUGUACCCCCCCUUCCCCCCGGCCAACAUGGACGACGACGGGCAACCCCGCACCCUGUAUGUAGGCAACCUCUCUAGGGAUGUAACGGAAGUCCUGAUUCUUCAGUUAUUCAGUCAGAUUGGGCCAUGUAAAAGCUGUAAAAUGAUUACAGAUCAAACGGACGGUCGGAGGGUGGCAGCAACUACUGGCUUCUCUGCCAUGCCGAAUAGCAGCAAUGACCCUUAUUGUUUUGUGGAGUUUUAUGAACAUAGAGACGCUGCUGCUGCAUUGGCAGCAAUGAAUGGGCGGAAGAUCUUGGGAAAGGAGGUGAAGGUGAAUUGGGCCACAACGCCCAGCAGUCAGAAGAAAGACACAUCGAAUCACUUCCAUGUAUUUGUUGGAGAUCUGAGUCCAGAAAUUACCACAGAAGACAUAAAAUCGGCUUUUGCUCCAUUUGGUAAAAUCUCAGAUGCCAGAGUAGUGAAAGACAUGGCAACGGGGAAAUCGAAGGGUUACGGAUUUGUUUCUUUCUACAAUAAGUUGGAUGCUGAAAAUGCCAUAGUACAUAUGGGAGGACAGUGGUUAGGUGGCCGACAGAUCAGAACUAACUGGGCAACUCGGAAACCACCCGCACCAAAAAGCGCACAAGAAAGUAAUACAAAGCAGCUGAGAUUCGAAGAUGUUGUGAACCAGUCCAGUACAAAAAAUUGUACAGUAUACUGUGGAGGGAUCGGAUCAGGUUUAACUGAGCAGCUAAUGAGACAGACAUUUGGCGUGUUUGGACAGAUUAUGGAAAUUCGAGUUUUUCCAGAAAAAGGCUACUCUUUUAUCAGAUUUUCCAGCCAUGACAGUGCUGCACAUGCUAUUGUGUCUGUAAAUGGCACCACCAUAGAAGGGCAUGUUGUGAAAUGCUACUGGGGUAAAGAAACCCCAGACAUGGCAAAGGGCUUCCAGCAGGUGGACUAUUCUCAGUGGGGCCAGUGGAGCCAGAUGUAUGGUAGUCCCAGUCCCCAGCAAUAUGGCCAGUAUGUGACCAAUGGAUGGCAGGUGCCAUCUUACAGCAUGUAUGGACAAGCUUGGAAUCAGCAAAACUUCGGAGUUGAACAAUCGCAGUCUGCUACAUGGAUGGGUGGCUUCAAUGCCCAGGCUCCACCACCAGCACAGGGACCGCCAGUCCUACCAAACCCACCCGGGUACAGUAUGGCCAGCUAUCAAACACAGUGAAAAGGACUUUUCUACGAGUGGGUUCACCAGAGGAGACAAACUGGCUGAGGGGGUCCUGACGUGAAGAAAAGGCCAAUAUUCAUAGGCAAAAUAUUUAUUUCAAGCUGAAACUUUUCUGGAAACUUUAGCACCACUCGGCUUUAAAAGGACAUGACUUUCUAGAAUUUGCUUUUUAUGAAUCCUUUCCCCCGGAAUUCAGGACUGGUCUUACAGACCCAGCUUUCUUUCUUUGUAAAAUAAAAGCCAUUUGAUGGAACUGGCUAGAGAAAUGUUUCACUAGAAAUUCAGCGGUUUUUUAUUUUUACCGGCUUUUACUUUCUUUUUAAAGACAUUUUUUUGAUUUUUAACCUGUAGGGUGGGGUUUAGGGUGGUCACUAAAACGGGGGAAUCGGAUGCCCUUUUUACUAUUCAGCCAUUGCUGUUGGUGUUCCAUUCGAUCAUGUUCACUAAGUGCUGCUGGAAGAAAUGCGUUGUGGAAGUUAACGGAUCCCGUAUAUCUGUCAUGCAGUUAUCUGCUUGUGUCCACAGUCAUCUUCCGUUCUGCCACUUGUGUACACACACACAGGUUAAGCCAGUAUCCUGAUGUGGCAGCUUAAGGAUGAAUCCUUUUUAUUUAUUGUCACAUGGUAACCCUUAUCCUUAUACUUUGGGGUCCCUUCCCUUUCCAGUUGUGUUUGGCUGCCCCAGUGCUCUGUCCUCAGAUAUGGAGCAUUGUGCCUGCCUGACCCACCCAUGGUCUAAUGGUUUAAUUGAGCUCCCAAGGAUUUCAUCACCCCUGUAUAUAAGUAUAGCUGCUGUCUACUAGUCUGAUUUCAUUACUCCAAAGGUGAGCAAUGAAUAUAUUCUAAGAAAGAAGCCUUAAUUUCAAUUUUCUAAACGUUUUUAUUUGUCACCUUCUGUUGUUGCAGAAAGUUUUGGUAUGUAAAUACCUUGUUUGAUCUUAUUUUCAGCUGUUUCUAAGAUGUUCGUUCUCCUGCAUUGGUUAAAGAGGAUGGACGUAUUGUCCUGUGUUGGCCUAUAUACAUAAUUUUCUUUUUAAUAAAUCACCUUACAUACCUUGCAAAUGUGCCAUUUAACUGCUAUGUGAUAAAUGGUAUUUGUGGAUUUCA